Molecule: messenger RNA, 461 nt
Organism: Paramecium sonneborni
Lineage: Eukaryota; Ciliophora; Oligohymenophorea; Peniculida; Parameciidae
Source: the annotation of a GenBank genome assembly
AUUUAUUUCCUAUAAUGAACCCUCUAUACAUUACUUAAGAUGAACUUCAUCAAAUGUUCUAAUCUCCAAAUCAAACAAAAAGAAGCGCAGAUUCUAUAGCUACACUCGAACCAUAAACAGUAAAGUUUUAAUAAACAUUUUCUAACAUUCAAACAAACAUCGAAACAAUAGAACAAUUGAAAAAAGAAUUGGCAGCCAAGGAUAAAAUGAUAAAUGAGUUAAAUUCAAAAACUUCUUAAUAAAUUGAAUCCCUUCUCUGCUAAUAGGAAAAAAUAAUACAAGAAAAUCUCAAUCUCAAAAAAGAACUUAAUACAUCAAAAGCUUAACAAAAACACUAAUAGCAAAAAUUAGAACUUUAUAUGGCUGAGACAAAGACGCUCUAAUAACUUCGACUUUAAGAGCGAACAAGAUACUAAAGAGAUAUUAGAAAUAUCGAAAAAUUCAAUUCACUUACUAAGUGA